This is a messenger RNA of Thalassophryne amazonica, 1323 nucleotides long. Its product is annotated as polyserase-2-like. The transcript has 6 exons. The record is from RefSeq and is a predicted model, not a curated record. Gene Ontology annotation, biological process: proteolysis. Lineage: Eukaryota; Metazoa; Chordata; Actinopteri; Batrachoidiformes; Batrachoididae. The coding region runs from base 259 to 1323 and encodes 354 amino acids. Gene Ontology annotation, molecular function: serine-type endopeptidase activity.
CUGACUGAAAAUCACUAACAGUCAUUAACACAUAUAUUUGGUUACAUUCUCUCAGAAUGUGGAGUGGCACCUCUGAGCUCAAGAAUUGUGGGUGGGGUAAACGCAUCAGCUGGAUCAUGGCCCUGGCAGGUCAGCCUUCAGAUUAUUUCCAGCAAUUGAAGCUUUCAUGUCUGUGGAGGGACUCUGAUCAGCAGCCAGUGGGUGCUCACUGCAGCUCACUGCCGUGUAACAUCAAACACCAGUUGGUGGCUUGUUGUCAUGGGCCAAGUGAAUCUGGCUACCCCAAGUGAUCAUACGCAGAUCCACCUCAUCUCCAAGUUCAUUAGACAUCCUUCAUUCAACCCAUCAAGGUAUGACAAUGACAUUGCCCUGAUUCAACUCGGGGGCCCAGUCAACUUCACCAAUUACGUCAGACCGAUCUGCCUGGCAAGUAACUCCAGCCAGUUCAACACCAACACCACGUGCUGGUCCACAGGAUGGGGCCAAAUCAACAGCAGUGAGCCACUGCCAUCACCUUUUCCACUGCAGGAGGUUCAGGUUCCUGUGAUUGGAAAUAAACAGUGUAACUGCACUUUAAACACAUUCACACCUAUCAACCUCCCUGAAGACGGGGACUCAGGUGGCUCUCUGCAAUGUAAACAAGGCUCGGUGUGGAUCCAGGCAGGUGUCACCAGUUUUGUGGUACCUUGCGGUUUGGGUUUCCCUGACGGCUAUGCCAGAAUAUCAUUUUUUCAGUCUUGGAUCACAGAUCAAAUCGGAGGGGCGAAUGUAACCUUCAAGACAUUCACUUCCAGUGGUACAGAUCCAGACAGCAGCUUUGUGUGUUCUACAGCAAGACCUUCAUUACUACAUAUAUUUGGUUACAUUCUCUCAGAAUGUGGAGUGGCACCUCUGAGCUCAAGAAUUGUGGGUGGUGUAAACACAUCAACUGGAUCAUGGCCCUGGCAGGUCAGCCUUCAGAUUAUUUCCGGCAAUCAAAGCUUUCAUGUCUGUGGAGGGACUCUGAUCAGCAGCCAGUGGGUGCUCACUGCAGCUCACUGCCGUGUAACAUCAAACACCAGUUGGUGGGUUGUUGUAAUGGGCCAAGUGAAUCUGGCUACCCCAAGUGAUCAUACGCAGAUCCACCUCAUCUCCAAGUUCAUUAUACAUCCUUCAUUCAACCCAUCAAGGUAUGGCAAUGACAUUGCCCUGAUUCAACUCAGGGGCCCAGUCAACUUCACCAAUUACGUCAGACCGAUCUGCCUGGCAAGUAACUCCAGCAGGUUCUACACCAACACCACAUGCUGGUCCACAGGAUGGGGCCAAAUCAACAGCAGUGGUUAG